GGAGUCUGAGACGCUGCAACCGCGCCGGGGCCCGAGCGGCCGCCGCCUCCACUGUUCGCAGACCCGGAGCGCCCCGCACAGAUUUAGACCCAGUGUGCCUGCUGGGCUGUGCCCAAGUUCAGAGCCAUGUCAAUCGGUGGAUGAAGAUUGAGGCAGUAAUGGAGCCACUGCAGCAGCAGCAGCAGCAACAACAGCAACAGAAGCAGCCACACCUGGCUCCCCUGCAGAUGGAUGCCAGAGAGAAGCAGGGACAGCAGAUGAGAGAAGCCCAGUUCUUGUAUGCCCAGAAGCUGGUCACACAGCCAACUCUCCUUCCUGCCACACCUGGGAGGCCUUCUGGCAGCCCUGCCCUGGGUCCCUUAGCCAGAGUUCCACCAGCCACAGCAGCAGCCCGAGGUUUUGAACGGAGCAAUGUGAACUCAGAGCCUGAGAAAGAGGAAGGCAGUUUGGAAGAUGAGGAAGGGGAUGAUGAAGUUGCAGAGGUAGCUGAGAAAGAGGCCCAAGCUGCUUCGAAAUAUUUCCAUGUGCAGAAAGUGGCUCGCCAAGACCCCAGAGCGACACCCAUGUCAAGUCUACCUCCGACACCAGGGCUCCCACCACACGGACCACAAGCUAGAGAAGACCAUACCAAAGAUGCUUCCAAGGCCCCACCUUCCAUCUCCACGGCAGGGCAGCCAAGCUGGAAUCUGGAUGAGCAGCUUAAGCAGAAUGGUGGUUUGGCCUGGAGUGAUGAUCCAGAUGGAGGCCGGGGAAGAGAGAUCUCUCGAGAUUUUGCCAAGCUGUAUGAGCUGGAUGGUGAUCCUGAAAGGAAAGAGUUCCUGGAUGACCUCUUCAUCUUUAUGCAGAAGAGGGGGACCCCCAUCAACCGAAUUCCUAUCAUGGCCAAGCAGAUCCUGGACCUGUACAUGCUGUAUAAGCUGGUGACGGAGAAGGGGGGCCUGGUGGAGAUCAUCAACAAGAAGAUCUGGAGGGAGAUCACCAAAGGCCUGAACCUACCCACAUCCAUCACCAGUGCCGCCUUCACCCUCAGGACCCAGUACAUGAAAUAUCUGUAUGCCUAUGAGUGUGAGAAGAAAGCCUUAAGCUCCCCAGCCGAGCUCCAGGCAGCCAUUGAUGGCAACCGGAGGGAGGGCCGGCGGCCCAGCUAUAGUUCUUCCCUCUUUGGCUAUUCACCCGCUGCUGCUACUGCUGCUGCCGCUGGGGCCCCCGCCCUUCUCUCCCCGCCCAAGAUCCGCUUCCCCAUCCUCGGGCUUGGCUCCAGCAGUGGCACCAAUACCAGUAGCCCUCGGAUAUCCCCAGCAACCACUCUCAGGAAAGGUGAUGGAGUCCCAGUGACAACAGUGCCUGUGCCAAAUCGCCUGGCUGUGCCCAUGCCCUUGGCAGGCCAGCAGGUCAGUACCCGGACUGCCACACUGGAGCAGCUGCGGGAGCGGCUGGAGUCGGGUGAGCCUCCUGAGAAGAAGGUGUCCAGGCUGUCCGAGGAGGAGCAGCGCCUGGUGCAGCAGGCCUUCCAGCGCAACUUGUUCAGCAUGGCGCGGCAGCUGCCCAUGAAGAUCAGGAUCAACGGCAGGGAAGACAGAGCAGAGGCCUCAGCUGCAGCACUGAACCUGACCACGAGCAGCAUCGGGAGCAUUAACAUGUCUGUGGACAUCGACGGCACCACCUACGCAGGUGUGCUGUUUGCCCAGAAGCCUGUGGUCCACCUCCUGGCAGGGUCAGCUCCACAGAGCGCCGGCAGCAGCAGCAGCAGCAGCUCUCACUGCUCCCCAAGUCCUACCUCAUCCCGGGGCACCCCUAGCGCAGAGCCCUCCACCAGCUGGUCCCUCUGAUGGGCAGGAUCCAGCUUCUCACUCCCCACUCUCCUGCCGAGAGCGAAGGAAGUUGAUGCACAGAAUUUACCUCAUCUCACGGAGCCCACGUCAAUCAUCAUUUGGCCAGACGUUGAGAGUUGGCCAUAUCCGUCUGUCCAGGCUCCAUUCAGGUCCUGCUGUACUCUGGGGGCAGGGAGAGGCUGGAGGGACAGGACAGGGCAGCGUUGUCCAAUCAGGGAGUGUCCUGGAGAACUGGGCGGGGUCUGUGGGCAUCCAGCUUCCUCCAGGGUUCUCUGGCCACCUCCCAUCCUGGGGCACAGUGUAUCGACAAUCUGUAAGCUGACACGGGGCUGGAGGCCCUCCAUUUCCCUUCUCCUUUAAUUUAUUUCCCGUCCCCUGCUUUCUGCCACGACCCCAGGGUCACGGGUCUCUUCCACUGCUCAGUCCCUCAACUUAUACUCCCAUGUGGGGCUACUCGGAGCCAGGAGCAUGCCUUCAUGGCCCUUCUCUGCUGAGCGUGGGAUGGGGCCCUCCUAGCCCAUCUUGCCUACUGUUUGGUUCCAAGGAUGUGGGUCCCUCAAAUUCAAGUCUGGGAUCAAUUCUCAGGGCCCCAUAUCCCAUUUUAAUGAUCCCAAGAAAGAGCACUGAGGGCAGUCUUUAGGUCCCAGGGCCCACUGGGCAUUUGCUGGGGGGAGGCAGAACCUUGGGGCUGCCCAGGCCCUGGCACCCACUUCACCCUAACCCUCCCAGACCUCACGCUCCCCACUCGCCCUUGUUGGCCAGCUCUCCGAAGAACAGCCCACUUGUCCCUUGCCCCCCCUUCUUCUCAUGGGGCCAUCUCUGUCCCACCAUUCCUAAAUGUGCCCAUGUCAGGUUCAUUGAAAUACCUCAGAUUUGUAAUUGUCAAUGUUUGAUUCUUCAGGAAGUAUUUGCAUCUCUGAAAUCUUUUUUAUAUGUGU
Cynocephalus volans (Philippine flying lemur) is the source of this 2770-nucleotide messenger RNA. It is a transcript of the gene ARID3B, whose product is annotated as AT-rich interaction domain 3B. The record is from RefSeq and is a predicted model, not a curated record. NCBI's taxonomy places the organism in Eukaryota, Metazoa, Chordata, Mammalia, Dermoptera, Cynocephalidae. The transcript has 9 exons. Gene Ontology annotation, cellular component: nucleus. Gene Ontology annotation, molecular function: DNA binding. Bases 141 to 1829 code for a protein of 562 amino acids. Gene Ontology annotation, biological process: regulation of transcription by RNA polymerase II.